AUGCGCCGCGUGCAACAGCGCCGCUUCCUCAACGCGCACCGCCUCUUCGGCGUCAGCAAAAUCCAGAAGACACUGCGCCGGAUCGACCCGGAGCGCAGCGCCGAUGCCAUCAAGACGCUCAUCUUCCAGUCCGACGCCCGCGCCGCGGACCCCGUCGGCGGCUGCGUCACCAUCAUAGAGAACCUCCGGAGGCAGAUCGACCAAACAGAGUUGGAGCUCGCCUACGUUAGGCAACAGAUCGCCAUCUACCGGCGGGCGGCGGCCGCCGGCGGCGCCGACCCGGCAAUGAUCCUACCUGCCGCCGCUUCUGCAGCCACCGCUGUGGCCGGGCAGGACAACGCCGGCGUCGCCGUGGGCGCGCUCUACGCCGGUCAAGGACCCGUCCCGGCAGGCGCCGGAGUAAUCUUCCAGGACCAACAAGGUUACCAUGUUCUCAAGGUCGACGACCAGAAUGGUCAUCCACCGCCGCAGCAGCUCUACAACUACUUCUGCUACGGGAUGGCCGGCGACGAGGCGACAAGCCCCGACGGGAGCGUGCAGCAGCAGUACGGCUUUGCCGACGCCGCCGGUGUCAAGAUGGGGUCGCCGGCGGGCCUCGGCGAGCAGCUGGAGCAGCAAUGCCGGUUAGAGGCGGUGCCGUUUGUGGACGCGUUCGACGUGAAGCCACAGGCCAUGCCGGCGACAAUAGAACACCACGGCCCUGCUGGCGUCGUGCGUCGAGAGGACAAGCUGGCCGCUGCGGUGCUGAAGCACGACGUUGAUCAGCACAUGGAGGAGCCGGCGGAAACAGCGGCGGGGGCGCCAUGCGAGUUGGAGUUAGGCUUCUCCUCCUUCUAA
Messenger RNA from Setaria italica (foxtail millet), 837 nucleotides. Its product is annotated as LOB domain-containing protein 6-like. Lineage: Eukaryota; Viridiplantae; Streptophyta; Magnoliopsida; Poales; Poaceae. The transcript has 2 exons. The record is from RefSeq and is a predicted model, not a curated record. The coding region runs from base 1 to 837 and encodes 278 amino acids.